AUGUCUUUCGACCGUCUUAGCUCUCUAGAAUCACAGCCUACUACUUUGCGUCGCUCCGACGAUCCACAGUAUCGAGAUGAUCCCGAGUUUUACCAACUCACCGAGAGUCUUUCAAAUCAGCUAUUCAACCUAACCUCGAACAUCACCCGGCUAUCGGACCAGAUCGCACUUCUAGGGACAAGGCGAGACACAGAGCGAGUCCGUGAAAGAGUUCACAAUCUUCUAGAGCAGACUCGCUCAGGAUUCAAGGGAGUAGGAGAAGGUAUCAAGAAGGUGCAAGCAUGGGAGGAUGUUAAUCCUUCUCAAAAAUGGACACAGCAGAAACUAUCUUCAGAAUUCAAGGCUACUUUAGAUGAGUUCCAAACUGUCCAACGCCGGGCUUUGGAGAAGCAGCGCGCAUCCGCCGUUGCUGCCCGCACCGCCGUGGAAGAAGGUGAACAACCUGCGGUUGAAGGAGCUACGCAAGAACAGCAACAGCUACUUCAGGAACAACCUCGACUUGCGAACCAGGAUGAGGUGGACUUCCAGGAAUCUCUGAUCAUUGAGCGCGAAGCAGAGAUUCGCAAUAUCGAGCAAAGUGUUGGCGAACUCAACGAGUUGUUCCGUGAUGUCGCCCACAUCGUGCACGAGCAAGGAGGCCAGCUCGAUAUAAUUAGCGAGAAUGUUGAGAAUGUUACAAACGACACCCGGGGAGCUAAUGUGGAGCUCCGCAGUGCCAACAGACAUCAAAAGAAUGCCCGAAACAAGGCUUGCUGUCUGCUUGUCAUCCUUGCCGUGAUCCUGACUAUCAUUGUGCUGGCGGCUGUUAUUGGAUAA
Messenger RNA from Aspergillus bombycis, 816 nucleotides. Its product is annotated as SNAP receptor PEP12. Gene Ontology annotation, cellular component: SNARE complex; endomembrane system; membrane. The record is from RefSeq and is a predicted model, not a curated record. The coding region runs from base 1 to 816 and encodes 271 amino acids. Gene Ontology annotation, molecular function: SNAP receptor activity; SNARE binding. Lineage: Eukaryota; Fungi; Ascomycota; Eurotiomycetes; Eurotiales; Aspergillaceae. Gene Ontology annotation, biological process: intracellular protein transport; Golgi to vacuole transport; vesicle fusion. The transcript is spliced from 2 exons.